This is a messenger RNA of Symbiodinium pilosum, 1467 nucleotides long. The record is from the annotation of a GenBank genome assembly. NCBI's taxonomy places the organism in Eukaryota, Dinophyceae, Suessiales, Symbiodiniaceae.
AUGAAGCCUAGGUACUGGGCACAGGCCGCUGAUGACGCUGAUGACGUUCCGCAUCCUCCAGCUGCGCCACUCAGAGCCUAUCGCUUCACCUCUGCUGGUGGGCGAGCUGCAGAGGUGGUUGACGGCGUGCCAAGGGGCUGCAUCUUCAAGGUUGGCUUCGAUGGAAAAGUUGUCCUCAUGGACGAAGGCCAUCACCUGGUCCGCCCCAAUAAGGUCUACGAAUCUCAGCUGAAGAACCUUCGCCAAUACGUUGAGUCGGCCCGCAACUCCGUUUUCGUGAGCUGCACGGGGUCUAUGGAGGCUGAUUCCAGCGCCGGCAUUGAAAACCAAGCCAUGAGUGACGAAGGGUUCCUUUCAUCGCACCACAAGCGUGGCCUUGGCUUCCCACGCCAGAUCCCUACAGCCUGCGCAGACGGGGCCUUCUCGGAGGAGCUGGAGGGCCUCGUCCAGCGGGAGGAGCUCUCCGGCCAUUCCCUCUCGCUCUACUUGUAUCAGGCCAUCCGGGUGCAGAAGGAGGAGACACCUGAGCAGACGCUGGCCAACUACACCAACAUCCACGUCUACUCUGGCUCUGCUGGACAGCCAACCUGCAAGGCUCAGAUCAUGAAGUACUCCAACUGCCGGCCCAAGUUUACGUUGGCCGUAGAAGAGGUUGUUACAGCAGCGAAGAAGGGACAAAAGAGUCUUGUUAUGGUGAGCAAACGCACUGGUUACAAAGCUAUGCUGUGGCUGCUUGAGGCUGCAGCUAAGAAGCAUGGUUUCAGUGUGGCGGAGUAUGACCAGCUGGCAGAUUUCAACAGCACGGAAAACAGGAACGGCAAGAAUUUCAUGGUUCUCAUCCUCACAACCGAGCACGGUGGGGAAAGCAUCCAAGCGUUCUGUGUCCGUGCAAUGCUUCUGCUGGAUGUGCCGACCCGUUACGCAGACCUGAAGCAGCGCUGCGGACGCGUGGUCCGCUGCCGCAGCCAUGAGGACCUGCCCGAGGCAGAUCGGGAUGUGCGCUUCGUCUUCUUCGUGGCCGAAAUGCCCGACUGCGGUCAAAACGAAGUUGGAGCAUUUGCACUGUGGGCCUUGUGUGGCUACUGGAAUGGCCCGAAGAGGAUCAAUUACUCGUCCGAACCGGACCCCGAAGAGAUCACAGAGAUCAGCGAGGCCUUCAGCCAGAGCAUGUCAAGACGACGCAUCCAAAGCCUGGAGCACCUGACUCGGUCCCUUCCUCGUAUUGGCAUCCCAAAGCUACUGAGUGAGGUGGCAGACCCCGCCGAGUAUCCUAAGUCAGCACGCCGGCUGCAGGCUGGACUGCAGCAGCUGCUGGAUAAGCCAGAGUCCAUUGCAGAAGUGACAGAGAUGCUGCCUACCACCACCUACGAUGAAGUCAAGGUCGAAGAGCUCAUGCAGCAGCUUGCAGAGAUGGCGCCUGCGUUGGACCUCGUUCGCUGCAGCGCCAUUGAUGCAGGGUUUUAUUGA